This is a messenger RNA of Diversispora eburnea, 1134 nucleotides long. Lineage: Eukaryota; Fungi; Glomeromycota; Glomeromycetes; Diversisporales; Diversisporaceae. The record is from the annotation of a GenBank genome assembly.
AUGCCGAAAAUAAAGCGAUCGAAGAAUGUAAUUAUUUAUCCGGAAGUAUUUAAAGUGUCAAAUGAAUCUACUACUAACAUUGUUGAAGAUAUUUUAAUAAUUGCUGGUAGUUAUGAAAGAAUAUUAUAUGGUAUUAAUGGAAAUUGGAUAAAAAAAAAUUCCGAGAAGAAAGAAAAUCAAAAAGAGGAACCUUCUUUUUCAUUGUCUUCAUUGUCUUCAUUGUUGAUGAUGAAAUUAAAACCUAUUUUCAUAUUUCCUGCUCACAAUGGAUGUAUUAAAACUGUUUCUGUGGGUGAAAGAUAUUUAGCUUCAGGAAGUACUGAUGAAAUAAUUAAAUUAUAUGAUACCAAAAAGCGCAAAGAAAUCGGUUCGUUAUUACAACAUAACGGAUCAAUAACUACACUCCAAUUUUACAAUAAAACUCAUUUAUUAAGUGGAAGUGAAGAUGGUUGUAUAUGUAUUUGGAGAACAAAAGAUUGGGAAUGUUUAAAAAUUUUAAAAGGUCAUAAAGGUCGAAUAAAUUCUUUAGCUAUUCAUCCUUCGGGAAAAUUAGCUUUAUCAGUUGCUAGCGAUAAAACUUUACGGUUAUGGAACUUGUUAAUUGGUCAGAAAUCAAAAGUCAUUAAACUUGGAAGAGAGGGUGAGGUUAUAUUAUGGAGUUCAUCAGGUGACCAUUAUGCAAUUAUGUUUUCACACGAAAUCGAAAUAUAUGAUACAACGUUUUAUACCCAUGAAACCCGAGGAGAUUUGUUGAUUACAGGAAGCGAAGAUAAGAUCGUGAGGAUUUAUGAUAUUAAACAAGGUGAUUGCAUCGUAAAAUUAUCCAAUCAUAAAAAUCGAAUUAAAGAUAUUUCCUUAAUUCGUUCUUUGCCACCUACUAUUAAUCUUUCAACCCCUCUUACACUUUUGGCAUCCAUUUCGUCGGAUGGUGUUAUUAAUAUUUGGAUCUUGGAUGAAAUUUUGACAAAUAUUAAUAAUAAUAAAAAUCCAGAAGAUUCCAUUAUUGUUACGAAUCCCUUAACAUCAUAUGAUACCAAGAGUAGGUUGACUUGUGUAACCAUGUCACAAAGUUUCGUUACCCCGGACGAAAAUCUAGAUGAUAGUCGGCCCUCUAUACAGUCACAUCCUAAAUAG